ACGAUAGAGAGGGCGUUAGGGUCGUUGCGGACGUUUGGUGGAACGCACCCAGUCGAAUAAAGUCAAAGUGAAAAAUGUCAAAUAUAAUUUUCAUAACACUCGAUAUUCGUAUUAUGAAUUAAAAUAAGUUAAUAGAUAUUUUAAAUUAAAAACAAUCUCAACUAAUAAAACCAAUUAAGCAAAAUGAAUGUUAUAUGGAGGCGCAGUAAUGUUAUUCAUAAUUUAUUUCGUAUUAUAACCCAAGAAAUUCAAAAAAAUACACAAUUUAACUAUGUUUCUUAUAGUACAACUUUGAAUGGUUCUAAAUUAUUUAAUUUACAAACGAUUAAACCUACACACAAUGUAGUCCGUCAUAAGUCCAAAAAGAAAACUGAUGCCGACUCCGAUGAUGAAUCCGAAGUAUUUGAUGAUGAUGAUGUUUCUUUAUCGAGAGAUUCAAAAGUUGUAAAAAUUAACACCACAUCUUUGAGAACUGAUGCUAUCCUCAAGUCGGCUCUAGGAGUAGCGAGAAAUAAAAUAGAAAAGUUAUUUUAUGAAAGCAAAAUCAGAGUAAAUGGUAAGAAGAUUUUAAAGAAAAGCAUGUCUGUACAAGUGGAUUAUGAAAUAGACAUUAUUAAAAGUAUAAGUCCAAAAAAUCCUGAUCAUUUAUAUGUAUCAAGAGUUGAAAUAUUGAAUAUAGCAGCCAAAGAAGAGAAUAUCGUAGUGACAGCGAGAAGAUUCAAAACACUGCUUAUAGAAAAUUAUGAAAAUGACCCUUACAAACCUUCUACAUCUGAGGAAGAUCAAUAAAAUCAUAUAAAAUUGUAAAUAGAUAUUUUAUAUUAAAAAUUAGAUAAUAUAGAUCAA
Messenger RNA from Melitaea cinxia (Glanville fritillary), 846 nucleotides. RefSeq names its product mitochondrial transcription rescue factor 1. Bases 184 to 789 code for a protein of 201 amino acids. The record is from RefSeq and is a predicted model, not a curated record. Lineage: Eukaryota; Metazoa; Arthropoda; Insecta; Lepidoptera; Nymphalidae. The transcript has 4 exons.